This is a messenger RNA of Solenopsis invicta (red fire ant), 4771 nucleotides long. RefSeq names its product transmembrane protein 62. The transcript is spliced from 13 exons. Bases 1 to 2013 code for a protein of 670 amino acids. The record is from RefSeq and is a predicted model, not a curated record. NCBI's taxonomy places the organism in Eukaryota, Metazoa, Arthropoda, Insecta, Hymenoptera, Formicidae.
AUGAGAAUAUCAAGAUCCACUAUCGUCCUCCUGGUCGUAAUACUGAUAUUCUCUAUUUUGAUGGCGAAUAUCGCUGACUUUAUUAGCAUUGACCCUCAUCUUCCGGACGAAACCUUGGCGGACAAUAAUGAGGAUAUACAAUGGUCUGGACCAAAGUAUUAUCAUAUAGGAAAUUCGUACAGUCAUUUAAUAUGGUUCCUACAGAUAACUGACUUACAUAUAAGUAUCUUCAGAGAUCCAUCUAGAUUAUCGCAGUUCAAGGAAUUUUGUAAUGUGACAGUGAAUGCCAUUCAGCCUAAAGUAGUGCUUGCUUCAGGAGAUUUGACUGAUGCUAUAGCUAAAAAUAGAAUUAGUUCUAAGCAAGAAUACUGGGAAUGGCAAAAUUACAGAAAUGUACUAGAUCAGACUAAUGUCAGCAAGAAAGUUUUAUGGCUAGAUGUCAGAGGAAAUCACGAUAACUUUGACAUCAUCCAUUUCAACUCUAAGAAUAACUAUUAUUCAUAUUACUCUAUUCAAGGAAAGAAACAUCCUAGAUCCUACAUGUACAAUGUUAAUACUGGGCUUGAAAUAUAUUCCUUUAUUGCAAUUGACGCUUGCUUGAAACCUGGUCCCAAGAGACCAUUCAAUUUUAUUGGUGUUUUAGAUCAUGAUGAAAUUUAUAGGAUACAACAGUUAGUGAAUAGGUCGAAAGAAAACAAUGCUGUUAAUGCAAUCGUAUUUGGUCAUUAUCCCACUUCAAGCAUAAUAUCGCCAUCUGGUACAAAUAUAAGAAAUAUUUUAGGUAAUUUUAGAGAGAGCAUGGUGUAUCUGUGUGGUCAUUACCAUACAUUAGGCAAUAUGGUACCCCAUAUGUACACGUUACAAAAGGCGGGCUUCCUUGAGUUAGAAUUGGCAGAUUGGAAAGAUAAUAGAAUGUAUCGCAUUGCGGCGGUAGAUCACGGCCAAUUCUCAUUCAUUGAUAUAAAACACAAUGAUUGGCCCGUAGCGUUAAUUACCAAUCCAAAAAACGUGCUGUUUAUGAUGCCACAAAAGGAAAAUUUGGAAUCUAUUAUCAAAUCCACACAUGUCAGAGUUCUGGCAUUUUCUACGGUUCCAAUAAACACUGUCGAAAUUCAAUUGGAUGGUGAUGUCUGGCAAAAAUGUAAUCACGUGGAUGGACCUCUUUAUGUAUUGCCAUGGAACGCGACAAGAUACAAAGAGGGUAUUCAUCAGAUAACAGUACGUGUAAUCGAUAAUGAAGACAGAAAGAAAAUUGUGUCCCAUUCUUUUUCUCUUGAUGGAUCGUGGUUAUCUACUUCUAUUUUUCCUAAAUUAUUGCUGAUGGUUAAUAUAGUUGACAUUUUACAAUACGUGUUCUUCAUUACAUUGGUAUUGUCAAUCUUCCCGCUAUGCUUCCUUCGACUUAUUCAUGAACAUUACAAGAAUAAACGCAUACAACUACCGCGGCGACGCAUGAGGUGCUAUCACUUGUGGCUGAGAAAAUUAUGGAUACUGUCCACCAUUGAUCCGGUGUUUUUUGGAUUGGUGGCGUACACGUUUUAUUUCACCAUCGGACCAUGGACCAUGGGAGAAAUAAUUGAGGAUCACCUAGGUGUGAUCUUUGUGUGGGGAACGUUGGUCGGAAACAUGUAUUUACCAGGCGGUCUAACUUACGCUUAUGGAUUUCUUCAGUUGAUAGGUUUCCAUCUGCCCCUUACGCUAACUUUAGCACAUCAUGUUGAUCGUAGAUUACGCGAAGCUGAAUGUCCUUUGCGAGCUGUGUCAAAAUUCCGUAUGAUUUGGCGGUUUUUACCAAUUUUAAUAAUAAUCUUAUUGCAAGUCAUUCUGGGUUAUUUUUUAUAUUUGGAGUAUGGUAUAAUAGCGAUUUUGUUAUGUCCAUUACGAACGGGAAGUAUCAUUUUAGCAAUCUUUCAAUCUUAUUUUAUUGCCGCGAUGCCGGUUUCGUACUUAAGAUCUGCUGCAUCUGUGUGGUGUCCCAACGGAGCCAUCGAUAACAACAAUGCAAUUCAAUAAAAAUGGUAAAAAUAACACAAUUAGGAAUGUUUGGUAAGCUAAUGUUUUAUUUAAAAGGUUGAUAUUACUAAUAGAUUUAUAAAAAGAAAUUUUGUAUGUAUUCUAUUUAACACUUUAAGAGUAAAAUUAUCAUGAUACCAACAGACUCUCAGAAGCCAAUCAUGUUUUAAGAAAAAUAAUUAGAUCAAAAGUAAUAAAUUAUUUUUUAUGCCAUAUUUUAUGUUAUAUUUUAAGAAAGAGUCUUAAAUACUGUUUGCAUUUCAUAAUGAAAUGAAAUUAUUAAGUAUCCUAUAUUAUACUCAAUUAUUUUAUUAUGUACUAUAUGAUUAUCGAUGAAGAUAUGUUUCAAUAGUUAAUUUAUUAAUACAAUUAAAGAUGAGGUAAAUCUGUAUACGGCUUAUAUACUGGAUAUUACUUGUUCUGAUUCAAUUUAAAAGUUGUGUUUGAAAUUGAAAGUAACGCAGUUCAAAACAAUAAAAAAUUGUAAAAUUACAUAAGAAAUAUUAUUUUAGUGCCAAGUUUCUCCUAUGACCGUAUAUGUAUAGGCCAUCUCAUUUUUAAUUCUAUUAUAUACUAAAUGCAGUCUAGUUUCAAUUGUUAAUUAUUUAAUUUAUUAAUUUUAAGCUGUGAUACGCUUGUAACGCGUAUGAUGGAAUGUGAUAAUUAUUGUUCAUAAGAUUUGCAUUAAUAAUAAUUAUUUUUUAUUUUCAAAUUGUUUGUAAUUUAGCUUGAGAAUUUCUUGGAUGAAAUACUUAUGGUUUUAUUCUUUUUAUAAAUAAUAGUUAAAAUGAAAUGUCACAGAGCUAAAGAAAAUAUUUAUAUAUUGUAAAUGUUGCUAUUAUUUUAUACUUUGGUCUAGUACUUUAACUCUUUACUGUAAAGUAAUAGUUAAUGAUAUUAGAGAGAUGUGUAUUGAAUGACUAAAUUGUGAUAUUUUCUAAUCUAAUGAACAGAGCUUUAGGAAAUGACGCUACACAGAGAGAUUAUAUGUAUAUAUAUAUAUAUAUAUAUAUAUAUAUAUAUAUAUAUAUAUAUAUCGUAAUUUUAGCGCUCUUAUCCACAAUUAUUAACCAAAUCUUCUAAUUACUUCCUUAUAACAUAUAUUUUUCUACUUCUCUACAUUUGAAAUCUAUACUAUACUCUUUUCACGACGAUACUCUGUAGAUAUACUUGAAAACAAUCUCAGAAGUUUUCACUGUAGCAUAUUCAAAAGUGUCAGAAAUAUAUUAGAAUUUAAUAUUGUUUUCCAUUUGAGAUGUAUUUUGUGCAAAGUGGCUACAUUGGCUUACUUGUAUGAGCUACACCAAUUCAGAGUAUUUACUACUGGAAAAAGGAGAAAACGUGAAAUUUUCAGGGAAUUUAUUUUUUAUGUUUAAUUAUCAUGAUUUUUAUUUACUCAGGGAAUUUUGUUGCUACACAACUUGCUACACAACUUUCAAAGAGAUUGAAAUGUAUUUUUGAAAUGUAGGAUGCUAAAAGAAAUCAAUGAAAGUAACAUUGUUUAAAUAUGAUUACGUGUUACCGAAUAUACUUGAUGUGUAAAUAUAACAAUAACAGACGAAAGACUCUAAGAGAAAAAUGUGUGAAAAUGUUGUGUAAUAAAUGUAAUUAACAAUAGUAUACAAUUAAGUAAUGAAAUAUUUUUUUCUUACUACUGGUAGUUUUCACAAAGGUUAAAUAAUACCAUCAACAAAAUGUUAUUAAAUACCGACAAUCUUAUGGCAAUUUACGUGACUAAUAAGAUUUAAAUGAUUAAUUUAUAUUAUAAUAUUAACUUUACGCUUUGUUAUUAUAAAUUGAAAAUUUUACUAUUAUAUGAAAUACAUAUUGUAUAUUAUCAAUUAUUCUACAAUUUAUAUUUGAGAUCAUUGUGUAUAUAGAUUUACUUAAUAUUUUCUAAAACAAAAAGUAAAGAGAAAUUUAAAUAAUUAAUAUGAAUUUUUUUGAUUAGUAAAGAAAACUUGUGACUAAGUUUCAUUUUCUCUUUGCUGUAAAAAUUAUUUCAAGCAAUUAUUCUCGGUGUAAUAAUUUUUUUUUAAAGCAAUAGUGUGGUUUCUUUGCAUAUUACUAAUUGCUUUAUCUCAUUUUGUAUAUAAAAGUAUUAAGAUACAAUUGUAAAAAAAAACUAAUAGUUUAUGAGAUAUUUUAUACUUUAUCAUGCCAUAUUUUGACAUAAAAUAUAAAAUAUCUCUUAAACUAUUUUUGAUCAUAAGUUUUUUGAACUUUAUCUUAAUAAUUAUUUUAUAUGCAGAUUUAUUAGAAAAAUCAUGUUAAAAAAUCAUAUAAUUUUAUUCAAAAAAUAGUAAAGACUUUCAAAAAUUGAUUUUUUCGAAAAAAAUAAUUUUAUCAUUAUGUGUUGUCCUCUAAACAAUAAAAAUUUUGUCUGAAGCUGUUUUUUUGUAUCUUCCAGUUUUCGAGAAAUCUCAAUGCGUUAUUUAAAGUAAAACAUCUUGUAUAUAAAACAGUGAUUGUAAAAUAAAAUAUAUUAAUUUUAAUAUAAUAUCAAAGUUUGAUACUGUUUUUUCUGUGUAGUGAUUGUAAUCCGGGAAUAAUUAUGUGGAAUAAUUUUAAUUUUCUUUAUUUGUAACAAUUAAUAAAAGCUUUAAUUUAUUAAUUGUUGUGUUUGAUUACUAUAUAUGCGAGUGAUAAUUGUAGAAGGAAAUGUAGUGUUACAAAAAUACAUGAUAUUAUUGCAUUAUAAGUUGCCGUAUUUAUUUGUGAAGAAUCUGUGGAAUAAAAAAUUAUGAAUUUAAUACUA